Trichogramma pretiosum is the source of this 1872-nucleotide messenger RNA. It is a transcript of the gene Nt5a, whose product is annotated as 5'-nucleotidase domain-containing protein 1. NCBI's taxonomy places the organism in Eukaryota, Metazoa, Arthropoda, Insecta, Hymenoptera, Trichogrammatidae. The record is from RefSeq and is a predicted model, not a curated record. Gene Ontology annotation, molecular function: 5'-nucleotidase activity. The coding region runs from base 258 to 1724 and encodes 488 amino acids. The transcript has 2 exons.
UUUUCGCACGCGGUCCAUAAACAUGCUGAACGAUUGCCUCGUUGCUCUAACGUUGAAUUCACGACCGUUAUAUGUAGUUGAAUAUCUAUAUUUAUUUACACCCAUAACCUUCAAAACAAAAGCUUUGUAAUUUUCGCGAGGGUGUGUAACGAACUUAGUCAAACUUAGUCAAAGUGAUUGUUCGAAAUAAUACAGUUUAUUAUUUGUUAUUUUUAUUUGUUAUGUAAAAAAAAAUCUACCUUAAUUAUUUGCUCAUUAUGAAUGUCCGAAAAGUAUUGUUGGCAAGCUUUAAUCAUUUUGCAAAGAGGAAACUGCUGACAACAACUAAAGCCUGUUCAAAUUUUAUAGGUGUGAGAAGAUUGUCUAGUCAAUUUUUAAAUAGAAAUCUGCAGUGCGAUCCAAAGAAAAUGAGUGUAUUUCGAUUCAGUGAUUAUGACUGCAUAGGUUUCGAUUUGGAUAGCACCAUUGUACGCUAUCAUAUCACAAAUCUUGUACUGCUAGAAUACGAUGUAAUCACCACUUUCUUGAUUGAAAAGAAAGGAUACCAUGCAAAGUACUUAAAAGAACCUCUAACUCAUAGAGAUAUCGAUUUCAUUCAGAAGGGAUUAUUUUUUGACUUCGACAAGGGCAAUAUUGUCAAGCUCACUCCUAAUGGUAGUGUUUACAAAGCGAGUCAUGGAACCAAAAUGUUAAAUAAUGAUGAAAUUGAAAAAUACUAUCCCAAUCGCCAAUGGAUGUAUGGGGAAAUUUUCAGCAAAAACCCAUUGAUGACUUGGAAUGGACCUUUCUCUGCAAAAAUAAGAACAUUGUUGGAUUGUUUUGACAUGCCAGCUGGUCUAGUAUUUGCCAAGGUAGUUGAUGCAUUGGAUACAGAGAAUGGAGGCAAACCUUUGGAUCAAUAUAACAUUUGGCCUGAUAUUUUAGAUGCUUUUGCUGAUAUGUAUUCCAGAGAACAAGUACAAGGAGGAGGGGGAAAUUUUUAUCCAGAAUUGAAAAAAAAUCCUGCCAAAUAUAUUCACAAGUGCGAUCCAAGAACCUUGGAGUGGAUCAAAAAGUUGAAAGAAACAAAAAAAACUUACCUGAUCACAGGUUCUAAUUUGGAUUUUGUAGAAGUAACAACUAGUUAUGCAUUUGGUGAAAAUUGGAAAUCUUUGUUUGAUGUCAUAAUCUGUUAUGCUAAAAAACCAGCAUUUUUCACUGAUAACAGGCCAUUCUAUUCCUUAAAAAAUUAUUUUGAAGAUGAAGUUAUAACUGCAAGAGAUUUGAAAACUGGCGGAAUAUAUAAUCAAGGAAAUUGGAAAGAGUUGGCUCAGUUUUUUUCUAACAUAACAGGUGUAGAUAAUCCAAAGUGCCUGUAUGUUGGAGAUAAUAUGUUGCAAGAUAUUUAUGCUCCAAGUUGUUAUGCUUCCAAUUGUGACACAAUGGUAAUUUCUGAAGAGCAGUUAGCUGAGCGUUUGUUAAAUCAUGAUAUCACUCAUCAUCAUGAAGAUAUUUUAACUUCUAAAAUAUGGGGAUCUUUCUUUCAUGUGAAAGAAAAUGAUGUUAUCAAAGAUUCUUUCUGGAAUUUCAUGAUAAAAAAGUAUUCUAAACUAUGCAUCCCAAAGUUGGAAAUGGUAAUUGACAUACCACUGAAUGAACCAAUUAAUUGUUUUACCCAAGAAGAUGGCGAUAAAGAGCUGAGUGGUUACCAUCCAGCUAAACCUGUUACUUUGGCUAAUAUUUAAAAAAUGAUAAAAAAGAGCUAUUGGUUAUUGUCAGUCUUCCUAUAAUAUUAAGGUGAUACGCAUAAUUCCAGCUAUCAAGAAACAGUUGGACAACCUCCAUAAACCUCGUUUUGUACCAAAAUCCAGAACAUUCAAAACCAUAAGAAUG